AACACCAACUGAGUUCCGAACAUCAAUUAAAAAAGGAUAUUAUCAAGAAAGAUAGACAGUUUAAAGGAUAACCAGAAUAGUAGGCUUUUCAGACUUGAUAUAUUACUCUGAAGAGAUCCUCUGAUUGAACUGAAGGGAUAUUUCAACUUCCAGCAGAAUGACCGACCAAACGGCGACAGAAGAGCAGUUCAUUCGAGAAUUACAUUGGUGUAUUGAACAACUUCAUCUUGGACUGGAAACACAGAAUCCGGAUUCCAAACAAGCUCGAGAAGCACAGAAGGUACUUAAGAUUCUCUGUAGUGACAAGGCUGCAGUGAUCAAGAAGAGACAGGCCAUGAGGAAUACGUUUGGUGACUACCGACAGAAGAUGCUCAAUGCAGAGAAAAAAAGUGCCGCAACAUUAAAGAAAACAAAGAUGACACCUAAAGCUGACAGCAGUAGUUCUGUCUUCUACAAGAAAAGUGCUAGCACCCAGUACAAUAGACAAUCAGGUGAUGAACCAUCAUCUAUGGGAGAUAACUGUGAAGAAAUGGGGGACAACUCUAUGAAAAGUAUUGAAGACGAUGUAUCUGAAAGACUUGGAAAUUUCACUUUCGUCAAAUCGGAUGAAAAUUUUACAUUUGGUUUUCAAUCGCCAGAAAAAUCAUCUGUGAAUGAUUUGGACACUGAAAACAGUAAGAAAGACAGUGCGAUUGGUAGUCAAUGUGGAUCAUUAGCAGCCGAAACUUUUGUUCUGCAGAAAACGGACAAUUCUUUCAGAUUUAAUUUUGCAGGUCCCUCAUGAAGAUGAAGCUUUUUUCAUUGAGACUUGUUUCAUCGGUUAUGUAAACUGUCAUUCUAUACCGUGUAAUGUCCGAGGACUUACAAACCCAGCUUCAUCUCUCGCUAAAUGUUGGUGUUUGGAUAGUUUCCACAACUUAACAAACAUAACACUACUAAGCUUGUGUAAAAUAUUGAUGAAUAAAUUCUAAGUGAGAUUACAA
Molecule: messenger RNA, 983 nt
Organism: Mizuhopecten yessoensis (Yesso scallop)
Lineage: Eukaryota; Metazoa; Mollusca; Bivalvia; Pectinida; Pectinidae
Product: UPF0488 protein C8orf33 homolog
Exons: 5
Coding region: 158-784 (208 amino acids)
Source: RefSeq, a predicted model, not a curated record